UUGCCGACAUCCAGUGGGUGGGCUCUCUCUGACAGGAGGAAGAAGCCUUGUGACUGGCAGCGGGAUCCAACCUUCAAAAGCCGGCUGUUCGUUUUCUACUUGUUUUACAAACACUGGGAUCUAUGGCUCACAAAGGGAUGAAUCUCUGCAAUAUAUGCUGCCUGCUCCUGUACAUGAUCUCGGCGGUGCUGGCGGGGCGAGAUUUUUAUAAGAUCUUGGGGGUGACCAAGAGUGCAUCAAUCAGGGACAUCAAGAAGGCCUACAGAAAGCUGGCUCUCCAGUUACACCCCGACAGGAACCCGGACGACCCGAAAGCUCAAGACAAAUUCGCAGACUUGGGGGCAGCUUAUGAGGUUCUCUCAGAUGAGGAGAAAAGGAAGCAGUACGAUGCUUACGGGGAAGAUGGACUCAAAGAGGGUCACCACGGCUCACACAACGAUAUCUUCUCCAGCUUCUUUGGUGACUUUGGGUUCAUGUUUGGAGGCAACCGACAGCAACAGGACAGGAACAUCCCCAGAGGAAAUGACAUUGUACUCGACCUGGAGGUCACGCUUGAAGAGGUGUACUCUGGGAACUUUGUUGAGGUUGUACGUAACAAACCUAUAGCCAAAGAAGCCCCCGGCAAGAGGAAGUGUAACUGCAGGCAGGAGAUGAGGACAACGCAGCUCGGACCUGGCCGCUUCCAGAUGACUCAGGAGAUGGUGUGUGAUGAGUGUCCUAAUGUAAAGCUGGUAAAUGAAGAGAGGACCUUGGAGGUAGAAAUUGAACAGGGAGUGAGAGAUGAAAUGGAGUACCCUUUCAUUGGAGAAGGGGAACCUCACAUCGAUGGAGAACCUGGAGAUCUACGUUUCCGAAUCAAAGUGUUGAAACAUCCUGUGUUUGAACGCAGAGGAGAUGACCUGUACACCAACGUCACAAUAUCCCUGGUGGAGGCACUGGUCGGCUUUGAAAUGGACAUUGUACAUCUGGACGGACACAAGGUCCAUAUAGUGAGAGAUAAGGUCACUAAGCCCGGUGCUCGAAUGUGGAAGAAAGGAGAGGGUCUGCCAAACUUUGACAACAUCAACAUCCGAGGUUCCCUCAUCAUCACCUUCGAUGUGGAGUUUCCUCAGACACAGCUCGACGACCAGCAGAAAGAUGGUGAGAAUGAAGUGUUAAAAGGACAGAACACAGAAACAGCUCCCGUUUUUUCUCUUCCCUGUAGUGCUAAUUCCUCAUCUAGAUUGUUUUGGUAUGAGUGGCUGUGCUUUAUUGGCCUUCUCUUUAAGAUAAUGGAAUCAGAUGGCUACUGUUUACUCAAGAUAAUCCACAGACCUUGUUGUGAGCAGUUUCAUGUAGGAACUAUUUUCUUUCCAUGGGCUGAUGGCUCUCCGGUCUCCCACAUCCUGAGGAAGAAAAAAGGGGUGGCUGGGAUAGUGGAGGGCGAGCACAGGACAAACAGUGCCGCAGACCACCUAUAUGGAUGA
Molecule: messenger RNA, 1466 nt
Organism: Morone saxatilis (striped sea-bass)
Lineage: Eukaryota; Metazoa; Chordata; Actinopteri; Moronidae
Gene: dnajb11
Product: DnaJ heat shock protein family (Hsp40) member B11
Exons: 10
Coding region: 123-1466 (447 amino acids)
Biological process (GO): protein maturation; protein folding
Cellular component (GO): endoplasmic reticulum
Molecular function (GO): misfolded protein binding
Source: RefSeq, a predicted model, not a curated record